AUGGGCUGCUGUCAAUCCAACGAGGUGUCCGAUGGCAAGGCACGUAACGAAGAAAUCGAGAACCAGCUCAAACGAGAUAAGCUUACCAUGCAAAACGAAGUCAAGUUGCUCCUGCUGGGUGCUGGUGAAUCUGGCAAAUCCACCAUUCUCAAACAAAUGAAAUUGAUCCAUGAUGGUGGAUACUCUCACGAUGAGCGGGAGGCGUUCAAGGAAAUCAUCUUUUCCAACACCGUGCAAUCAAUGAGAGUGAUCCUGGAUGCCAUGGACAACAUGGGCUUGGCCCUUGCUCAAUCAUCGAAUCGUCAUCAUGCCACUAUUGUUAUGGAUCUACCCUCUCAAAUCGAGCGUGAUUCGCUCCCCAUGGAGGUGACCCAAGCUGUAAAGACAUUGUGGAAAGAUCCCAAUGUACAAAGCACGUACGAGAGAAGCCGUGAAUACCAGCUCAAUGAUUCUGCCAAAUACUAUUUUGAUUCGAUUGAUCGCAUUGGUGAUGUCAACUAUGUCCCCACCGACCAAGAUGUGCUACGCUCACGUGUCAAAACGACCGGUAUUACAGAAACCACAUUUAACAUUGGUGAUUUGACGUAUCGCAUGUUUGACGUGGGAGGACAACGAUCCGAACGAAAGAAAUGGAUCCAUUGCUUUGAAAAUGUUACGGCUAUUAUUUUUCUCGUUGCUAUUUCUGAAUACGAUCAAGUUCUUAUUGAGGAUGAGACGGUGAAUCGUAUGCAAGAAGCAUUGACGUUGUUUGAUUCGAUUUGUAAUUCACGCUGGUUUGUCAAGACAUCCAUCAUUUUGUUCUUGAAUAAGAUUGAUAUCUUCAAGGAAAAGUUACCAAAGCGAGCACUCUCCGAGACAUUCCCCGACUUUAAUGGUCCCGAGACCUAUGAAGCAGCAGGCGAUUACAUUCUCAACCGCUUCGUGUCGCUCAAUCAAUCGGAUUCCAAGCAAAUCUAUACUCAUUUUACAUGUGCCACGGAUACACAGCAAAUACGUUUUGUCAUGGCUGCUGUCAACGAUAUCAUUAUCCAAAACAACUUGCGAGAGGGAGGUCUCUUAUAA
Messenger RNA from Lichtheimia ornata, 1062 nucleotides. RefSeq names its product guanine nucleotide-binding protein subunit alpha. The transcript is spliced from 4 exons. Gene Ontology annotation, cellular component: heterotrimeric G-protein complex. Lineage: Eukaryota; Fungi; Mucoromycota; Mucoromycetes; Mucorales; Lichtheimiaceae. Gene Ontology annotation, molecular function: GTPase activity; G protein-coupled receptor binding; G-protein beta/gamma-subunit complex binding. The record is from RefSeq and is a predicted model, not a curated record. Gene Ontology annotation, biological process: G protein-coupled receptor signaling pathway. The coding region runs from base 1 to 1062 and encodes 353 amino acids.